GUCCCGAGCCAAUUUACAGUUUGCCAUUGAACUUGGUCGGGUGUUCGCCAAAAACUCGAAGAACGAACGCGUCGCAGAUUUCACGGUAUCUGUUAUUCACAAACUACACUACUGCUAUGCUGCUCCUUCCGCUGUGCUUCAUGGUCCUGCUCGCUGGCUUGACCAGCGGUGCCUCCAAUUUUCCUCCUGAACUGCCUCGCUGCCACAAGGGGGACACCAGCUGCAUCAUCAACGUCUCCCACAUGCUUAUCAGCAAGUACGCCAGGACUGGUUACCCGGCAGCAGGAUUCCCCCAGGUGGAACCUUUCCUGGUCAAGCGAUUCGACAUAUCCGAUGGACGCACCGGCUCGCUCAAUCUCAAGUUGAACUUUAAGGAUGUGAACGUGGAAGGUCUGUCAGGAGUGAAGUUCGACAGAGCUGUGGGCUUUGGAGCUGAUCCUGCCACCAGCAAGUUUGAAAUGUACGGCUCGUUCCCGAAAAUUGUUCUUCGCGGCAAGUACGUUGCCGAUGGGCGGAUCCUGAUCCUGCCCAUUCGUGGUGAUGGCGAUGCAGAGAUUGUCCUGCACAACCCAAAGUUCUCCGUGAAGUUUAAGCCAGGAACGCAGCAGCGCAACGGUCGCACCUUCCUGAGCGUGGACAAGCUCAAGGUGCUGGUGGAACCCCAAAAGAUGAACAUUAAGUUGGCAAACCUCUUCAAUGGCGACCAAGCCCUGGGCACCAAUCUCAACCAGUUCCUCAACGACAACUGGGUGGAUGUCUGGAGCGAGCUGCAUCCCUCCAUCCACGUGGCCAUUGCCGAAAUCAUGAAGAGUGUGCUGACGCAGCUCUUCAAGCGCUUCGCCUACGAGGAUCUCUUCCUGGAGGACUAAUCGCUGUAUCGAUAAGCCAUACUUUUAAGUGUACGAGUAUUUCCCCACCCACAUUCAAUCCAACGCUACGAAGAGCGUUGCAUUCCGGCCAUUGACAUAUCAUUCCUUAUUCGAUAAGCAUUAAACAAGUAGAAUAAACAAACAUGAUUCGAACAGAA
Messenger RNA from Drosophila bipectinata, 1027 nucleotides. It is a transcript of the gene Jhbp7, whose product is annotated as Juvenile hormone binding protein 7. NCBI's taxonomy places the organism in Eukaryota, Metazoa, Arthropoda, Insecta, Diptera, Drosophilidae. The record is from RefSeq and is a predicted model, not a curated record.